Messenger RNA from Brassica napus (rape), 2655 nucleotides. Its product is annotated as zinc finger protein 11. The transcript is spliced from 2 exons. Bases 1868 to 2491 code for a protein of 207 amino acids. The record is from RefSeq and is a predicted model, not a curated record. Lineage: Eukaryota; Viridiplantae; Streptophyta; Magnoliopsida; Brassicales; Brassicaceae.
AAUUUUUAACCAAUCAAAGUUUAGUAAACACAAUUAAUGUUUUCGAAGUUUACAAUUUAUCAUUAUUACAUGCAUUGAAAAUGUAAAAUAUGUAUCUUUUAAAAACAAUUUUUUUAAAAAAAACAUAGAUUAUUUUGAAACGGAUAGAGUAUCAAUUUUUUCAGAAAAUAAUAUUUCAAUUAAAUUUUAAUUUCAUAUUUUAUUAAUGUAAUCAAAUUUUGUACAACUGAAAGAGGUUUAAAUGGAAUAUUACCCAAAAGGUUUGAAAAACAAGUAAGAAGAAGAAUUCAGUAUUGUAGCUGCAAAAAAAAAGUUGACAAGUGAGAGUGCAGUGGUGUUGUCAAACCCGUUUCUUGAUUCCUUUUCCACUGCGGAGGUUAGUGGUCUGAUCUUUUCUUUUAUUCGUUUACCACUUCAACGGAGGUGAAGAUUAUAAGCUUUGACAAGCUCACUGGAAGCCAAAUAUUUUAGAAGUGACAUAAAAAGUCUUCGGCGCACAUGAAAGAAUGAGGUGAAUUUUAUCUUCUAGUGGUCAUCGUUUAUGGUUGAAAACGAUGUUUAAAGAUUUUAGAUCCGGAUUAGCGGAAGGCAUCGGAAAUUUGAGUUGAGCUAAGCUAUUUUAUGAAAAUUUUGAUUUGGAUGAUUUUGUUCGAAUCGAACUUAUCAUCGGAUCUUUAUUCCCGUUAUCCGUCUGAUUCAAUAAAAUUGUAUAUUUUUGAAAGAAAAAAAUUCCAAGUGAAUUUUGUUUGUGACGCAUUAAUUUAGUGUUACUGGGUUGGUUAAUUAGUUCAACGAAAAAUGUAAGUUUGUUAAUUAAUAGGUAUAAGCUGCCAUAACUCUUUAAGGACAUCAGAUGGUCAUUGUCUAUGUCCUUAAAGCAUUUCACAAGCCUUGUUUAUUUCCUUUAAUGAUAUACAGUUUCUACUUAAUUUGCUUUGUUUUGGCCCUCCACCACCGCAAUAUACCCAUUUCUCAAUACCAGAAGAGGAAACGUGUGUUGUUGAUGCAUUUAACAUAUAACUAUAGGUAUAUAUUUAACUACUCCCUCCUUUUCAAUAUAGAUGAUGUUUUAGAAGAUUUGUUUUGUUUCAAUUUACAUGAAGUUUUGAGAUUUUAAGGAAGUUUUGAGAUUUUAAGGUUAAUUUUAACUUUAUUGGAAACUGUUCAACCAAUUAGAUUUUACAGUCUUUUUUAUAAUUGGUUAACUGAUUUUAAAAUUAUAUCUUUAAAAUAUUUUUCUAGAGAAAUGUAAUUUUCUUAAUUUUUGUGCAGUAUUACAAAACAUCAAGUAUUAUAAAACGGAAGGAGUAUUUUAUAUGUGUAUACAUAAUGAUUAAUGAAGAGAAUUGGUGGAGCCAAAAUGGAAUAUGAUGAAAAUGAAGUGGCAAGUGACAUCCUGCAAUAUAUUGUCACAUAAUAUUAAUGCAACACAGAGUCUCCAUACCACAGUGACAUUGGUCUCAAGUAACUUCCAAUUAUAGUAAUAAGCAGACACGUUGUAGGUAUGAGCAUCAUGAGUAAGUAGCCUCCAUUCAAUUCCUCUCUCUCUCCUCUCUUUGUUUAUUAAUCAUGAAACUACUCUUUGUCUCUUUCUUUAUCAUUUCUAAUCAUCAAAUCUAAUCGAUCAUAGCUGCCUAGCUAUACUCAUUAUUCUCUAAUAUAUCUGACCAAACAUGUAACAGACCCUAAUAAAUGAUCGUCCGUACACCAAAAGACACCCUCAAGUAAAGAUAAAACCACCUUCUCGUUUCUUUCCCUUUGACUCUAUAUAACACAGCUCCUCCAUAGCUCUUCUUCCUUAGAUCCUCAGCAAACUCAUAAAUCUCUAUCUAUCAACGGGCAGUAUCAUCAGCAUCUGUUAGAGACUAUGAAGAGGACACAUCUGGCAAGUUUCAGCAGCAGAAACAAGACCCAAGAAAAAGAAGAAGGAGACACUAAUGGUAACGACAGAAUCAUCAUGAAUCACUACAAGAACUACGAAGCAGGGCUGAUCCCGUGGCCUCCCAAGAACUACACUUGCAGCUUCUGCAGGAGAGAGUUUAGAUCUGCUCAAGCGCUUGGAGGCCACAUGAAUGUUCACAGAAGAGACAAAGCAAAACUCAGACAGACACCUACUUGGCUCUUUGAUCCUCACCAUCAUCACACACCUGUUCGCAACCCUAACCCUAAUCUUAACUCUUCUUCUUCAACAACGCUAGCUCAUCAUGAGCCUUCCCUACUCAACAAGAUAUCCAUAACUACUCGGUUCGAUAUUUUGGAUAAUGCUACUAGCUAUGAAGGUUUGAUGGUGGAAAGAGAGAAGAACAAUAACAAUGUACGUAGCAGAGAUCUCAAGAAGACUGCCAUGGAUUCAUGUCAUGCUGCAAAAUGUGAGAUAAGUCGUGGAGAUCUGAUGAACAAGAAAGAUGGAGUCAUGGGGUUGGAGCUUGGGAUGCGUUUGAGAAAUCCCAAACAAGUUCUUGAUUUGGAGCUUCGACUUGGGUGCCUUUAAAUAACUUUGAUUAAUAAUUUAACUACAAGAUUUAUGUAAGAUUGUAUGUAUAGCUGAGCAGUGAGCAAGAGAUUGUGAUUGCAUUUAAACAAGAAUCUAUUUUCCGUAUUUCUCCAUGUGCUUUUACCAAGUGUUGAUCAAAAAUGAAUUUGUAGUUUUUCUUA